CGUUGACAUUUCACUAUUUUUAGGUUACCCGUUAUAAAUUUUGCAUUUUUACGAAAAUGGCACGCACCAGUUACAAUUUACUCGAAUUAGACGUCGACAAGUUGUUUGAGGAUCACAAAAUUGAAGAAAUUAUCGAAAUAGAGAAACUACUUGAUGCGGAAAUCGAGCGGAAACGGGUGGAACUUCGCUCCAUGGUUGGAGACCGCUACAAAGACGUCUUGGCCGCGUCCGACGCUAUCAAAAACAUGAAAACAAUCUCGCAACAAAUCGUAGACAACAUCCAACACAUCACCGAUAUUUGUGGGGAUUUGAUCGAAAGUAGGGGCGAAAACCCCCCCAGAGUGCUACAUGAGAUAGACAAGGAAAGUAACGAAGAAAGAGUUUUAAUUGUCCAAAUAAGACUGGCGAUAUUUAUGAAUGAACAGAUAUGGACCGCACUUGAUGGGGGCGAUAAUCUAACAGCCGCACAAUUCUAUUUACUAGCACAACAUAUUCACAUGGGUUUGAGUCUAACAAAGAGAGAAUAUUUAGAUAAAUUGCCCCUUUUGAAACAAAUCAAAGCCAAUUUGGGGACCCUACGAGACCAGAUUUUCGAUCGAAUUAAACAAAAGUUGGAGUUUGUGGAAAUUACGGCCGAGGAAACUAGCAGUAAUUUAAACGCGUUGCUCUUCCUCCGAAACCAAAGCGCCACCGAUUUGUUGAAUAUUUUCAUAGAUCACCGUAAAAUUGCCCUAAACACGGUCAUAAAUUCGUCACACGCUAGCGUGAGGGUUCAGAUAAGUGCAAUGGUGCGGUGUCUCAUCACCACAAUACAUUUACUACACGACUGUUUUAUGUGUUUUGGUAAUAGUAAAAAAGGCUUGAUUUGGCAACAACUUGAAAACAUCGUUGAAGAUGAGUCAAUUCCGACGUUAUCAAAGACCGAGUUACCUAUAACCCCCCUUGUUGCGUAUAUACCGGAUGUUAUCAAGCAAUUUCGGCCGAAAUAUAAAAGUCUUGUGGGGGAAUCAGCCCCCGAAAAUGUUAAAUUGGGUGAGUGGUUGGGUAGUACGAAAGAAUCGGUUCGGAAAGGGUUGGAGAGUUCGUUGAAGCUUGUAACUAAUGUAAAGGGGCUGCAUAUUAUUCGUGAAGAGGCGUUAAAAAUAGAAUUGCCAAUUGAUUGGGAUAGGAUAUGUUCCGAGUCAAAUUUACCGGAAAAUUUCAACGUCUGGUAUUAUUUUUUCCAAAAUUUGAUCACGAAACGUGCCAGUGAGUUGAUUUCAAAAAAAGUCUCCUCUAUUAUUAAAGACUUAGAAAACGAAAUUAGGGGAGUUUUGAGUGGUGAUUUAGAGCACAGCGAGACUGACCUCAGGUGGUACACCUGGGUGGAGGACCCCACCGACGUCAGCCGAACUGAAAACAAACACACAGGUUUAUCGAUGAAAACCUUGGGCUACUCGCAAAACGUCGUAAAUCUUUGCGAAAAACUCGACGAGAAAUAUUUCGAAUUGUUGGUGGACGUGUCUCAGUAUUUGUACGGCAAAGACCUCACCGACGACGUAACUAUUUUCCCACAAUUGAAAAAUAAGAAAAAGUUUGUGGAUAGAGAGGAGUUGGAGAAUCACCUUCGAAUUGAAAGUACAAAAAAUGCAACGGCCUUAACAGUAUUUUUGCACGAUUUUAUCACAAAUGGGGGCCACAGUGUGGCAAUGUCGCUGAUUUGUGCCCGAUUUUUGCAAGCGGUGACCAAUUUGUGCCCCCAUUUUACCAAGUGUUGCACGACAGAGGACUGGACCCGGAUUUGUGGACAUUUCACCAAGUCCAGUGUCCAGUUUUGGGACAAUUGGAUCGAGAGUUGUGUCCAGGAGACAGACAAGACGGCGAGGGGGCUGUUCAGUGACGUCAGUGUGUGUUCCAUGAUUUCUGUCCUUUUGAGGUGGGAGUCGAUCGAAAUCCAGGAGCAAACCGACGAGAAAGUCUUCAAAUCGCAGAUUAAGGUCCCCCUUAAGCCCUCCCUGACCCUCCACCACCUUUUCAUGAAACUCAACGACGACCUUAGUCACGUCCUCCCCCACACCCUCCCCAAGCAAGUCCACUUGAAAUUCAUCGAGAAAAAUAUGGAAACGGUCCUCCACCACUACAAACUCCUCCUUGACCACAAUUUGAAUCAAAAUCAGGCCCUCCAACUCCUCUUCGACGUGAAAUUCCUCACGACUUUCAGUAUCCCGAGAGAAAAUUCCACUUUGGUUUCCUUGUCGCAAGAAAUCUGUGAUAAACUACGGGGGAAAAUCGACCCGUUUGACCUCGACGUGUUCUACGCCUACUUGCAGAACAACGUCAAAAGGGCAGUUUUGCAAUUGCAGGUCAUCAUGGGGUGUCUUUUGCCCAAUUCGGCCCAAUUGGCCAAUUUGGGGGUGGGGGAGAAGUUCAAGGACCAGGAGAAGGAGCCGUCGGUGAUGGCCUUGAGCGUUCCUUCGGUGGCUUUCCCCCUGUUUUGCACUUUUGCACACCAAAUGCCGGUGCAGAAAGCCCCAAUGGUGGACGUGCAAGAAGUGAAGAUUUGCAGUCAAGGGUUUACGAUUUAAGGGUUUCUUCGCCAAAGCCGACGAAAACGACACCAAAAAGGUCGCAAGACGCCACGGCAGCGAUCCGGUCUAGUGCAGCCGCCUUGUUCGGGGGCCUAACAACAGACUGGUUUUCAUAGCAGUGUCAUACUCCCACCUCCAAAUAUUAUACGUUUUUGUACUUGUAAAUAUGUAUUCAUAAGCCUUAAAAAUAGACAAAUAAUAUUUAAUAA
Tribolium madens (black flour beetle) is the source of this 2776-nucleotide messenger RNA. RefSeq names its product conserved oligomeric Golgi complex subunit 1 (gene Cog1). NCBI's taxonomy places the organism in Eukaryota, Metazoa, Arthropoda, Insecta, Coleoptera, Tenebrionidae. Gene Ontology annotation, cellular component: COG complex; Golgi apparatus. Gene Ontology annotation, biological process: intra-Golgi vesicle-mediated transport. The transcript is spliced from 11 exons. The record is from RefSeq and is a predicted model, not a curated record. Bases 57 to 2564 code for a protein of 835 amino acids.